Molecule: messenger RNA, 1899 nt
Organism: Lottia gigantea (owl limpet)
Lineage: Eukaryota; Metazoa; Mollusca; Gastropoda; Lottiidae
Exons: 19
Source: RefSeq, a predicted model, not a curated record
CUAUAUUACUAUAUUAAAUAUUACUGUGGUGGUCAGUUUACAUGGGCUGGUCAACAAAUUAAUUUACCAACACCAUUACCAGUAGUACCAUCACCAGGUAUCACUAAAACUUCAAAUGAUAGGUUUCGGUACUAUCAGAAUGUAUGUACAGUGAGUUAUAGUUUAGUUUGGUUAAACUGGACGCGAUGGGAGAGACAUAUAGAUUGGAUGGCUUUACAGGGUAUAAACCUACCAUUAGCUUUUACAGGCCAGGAGACCAUCUUUCAAAGGGUAUACAUGAACUUAGGAUUUACUUUUGCUGAUUUAGAAAAGCAUUUUGGUGGUCCUGCAUUUUUGGCAUGGGCAAAAAUGGGUAAUAUUGAUGGAUGGGGUGGACCGCUUCCAUCCACAUGGAUAACUGAUAAAUUGGUUUUGCAACAUAAAAUAUUAGCUAGAAUGCGAUCGUUAGGUAUGAUACCAGUUUUACCAGCUUUUGCUGGUCACGUUCCUUCAGCUAUAACCAGAUUAUACCCAAAAGCUGUGGUAUCUCGAUUGUCUGCAUGGUCUAAUUUUAGAGAAAAAUACUCAGAAACUUAUUUAUUAGAUUUUCAAGAUCCAUUAUUUAAAACUAUUGGUGCUGCUUUUAUUAAAGAGAUGAUUAAUGAAUUUGGUGGGGAUCAUAUUUAUAAUACUGAUAUGUUUAAUGAAAUGACACCAAAGUCUAGUGAUCCAAAUUACUUAUCUGCUACAUCAAAGGCUGUUUAUGAUGCUAUGUUAGCAGCUGAUCCCCAAGCUAUCUGGCUAAUGCAAGGCUGGUUGUUUCAUUCAAGUUUUUGGAAACCAGCACAAUUAAAAGCUUUAGUUACUGGUGUUCCUUUGGGUAAAAUGAUAGUGUUAGAUUUAAAUGCUGAAUUAGAUCCUGUGUAUAAGACAAGCCAAUCAUUCUAUGGUCAACCAUUUAUAUGGUGUAUGUUACAUAAUUUUGGUGGAACUAUGGAACUCUAUGGUGCUUUAAACCAAGUUAAUAAGGGACCAUUUGAAGGAAGAAGCUUUGAGAAUUCCACAAUGAUAGGAGUAGGUAUAACACCAGAAGGAAUUUAUCAAAAUGAAGUCAUGUAUGAGUUUAUGAAUGAAAAUGCUUGGAGAACAAAACCUAGAAACAUUACAAAUUGGAUGACUAAUUAUACCAUACAGAGAUAUGGGCAUCAUGACACAGAUGUUGAGCAAGCAUGGCAUAUUUUACAAAAAAGUAUUUAUUCUUUUGUUGGUGAGAAAAAGAAACGUUUUCAUGGUAAAAAUGGCUUUGUGAAACGCCCCAGACUGAGGCCAAAGUUUUAUAUAUGGUACAGUCCUAAAUAUCUGUAUCAAGCGUGGGACUUAAUGGUAAAAGCUUCACCAAAUUUUAAUAACAGUGAUCUAUUUAGAUAUGAUCUAGUAGACAUUACUAGAAACAGUUUACAAGUAAUAUCAAUGAAGAUGUAUUCUGAUAUUCUAAUGGCAUACAGUAUGAAAAACUCUACACAAUUAAAACAAGCUGGCGAUAGAUUCAUUAUAUUACUAUCACAAUUAGAAAAGUUGUUAGCAUCAGAUAGACACUUUCUGCUAGCUAAUUGGUUAGAUGAUAGUAAACAAUGGGGAAGUAAUAGUAACCAAUCUAGAUUAUAUGAAUACAAUGCUAGGAACCAAAUUACAUUGUGGGGGCCCAAUGGAGAGAUAGUAGAUUAUGCUUCUAAACAAUGGGCAGGCUUGUUUGCAGAUUUUUAUCAACCAAGAUGGCAGUUGUUUAUAGAUACUUUAAUGAAUUGUGUUCAAACGGGGAAAUCAUUUAAUGGUCAGGCUUUUAAUGCUGAUGUAUUGGAAAAAGUAGAGAAACCAUUCACAUUUUCAAAUAAAGUUUAUUCUGGAAAUCCAGUAGGUUAG